Molecule: messenger RNA, 4198 nt
Organism: Myxocyprinus asiaticus (Chinese sucker)
Lineage: Eukaryota; Metazoa; Chordata; Actinopteri; Cypriniformes; Catostomidae
Product: collagen alpha-2(VIII) chain-like
Exons: 3
Coding region: 692-2752 (686 amino acids)
Molecular function (GO): protein binding
Source: RefSeq, a predicted model, not a curated record
CACUUGCCUUUUGUAUGGAGGGAACCAGAGAAACAAUCCACUCUCUCUCUGUUUGGAAAAAAGUACUUAAAGAGGGGGAUCAAAAAAAGAGCCUGGGAGACCGGAGCUUCCAGGUGCUUUGCCCCUAGUUAAAAGCCCUGUAAGAAGGACCUCUCCCUGCCUGGAGUCAGUGAAGUUGAGUACCCUGCCUCUCACACUUACUCUCUCCCUCUCCCUCUCCCUCUCUCUCCCUCCUACUUUCCACCCUGUGAGAGUGCACAGAGAUUCAGAAGGUGCGUCUGAAGCCUACUUGUAUCCAGCUUGGAGACAACACUACGAGGACUUUUUCCCUUUCACUGCGAAAGCAUAUGGACUUAAUUUUCGCUAGAGACAGAAAUAAGAACAAAUACCAGACUGGCACCUGCCAUUGACAACAAGAACUUUCCAUAUAUUUUUGUUCUUUUUUCUGUGCGUAUGCAAACGAUAUUUGACUGUGAACAAGUGCCAAGACAUUCCCAAGACUUCCUUGUCUGUUUGGUUCCUGGCACAUCUUUGUUACUUCUCAAGAGAUGACAGUCUGAAGAAGAGACCCAGAAAAGAAACCACCUGCCGAUAUUACCUGCCGAAGAAAUUGAGGUUCCCCUGAGAUUCUUCCUCAAGCUGAAGGGUGAGUUUUCAGUUUGGAAACUCGUAACCCCAAGGAUCAUUGACAAUGCUGGCACUGCCCUUUGUCCUGCUAACACUGGUGAAUCAUGUCCUGGGUGGAGGUUACGCCCCCAUGCCUCAGAUGAAAUACGUGCAGCCCAUGAUGAAGGGACCUGUUGGGCCACCAUUCAGAGAAGGAAAGGGCCAGUAUCUUGAGUUUCCACCAAUGAUGGACAUAAAAGGGGAGCCAGGUCCUCAAGGGAAGCCUGGACCAAGGGGAUCUCCUGGGCCUCCUGGACUACCAGGGAAACCAGGUUUAGGAAAGCCCGGUCUCAACGGUCCACCAGGUCCUCAGGGGCCAGCAGGAUUCCCUGGAAUUGGAAAGCCAGGAUUACCAGGUUUACCAGGAAAAGUAGGUCCUAAAGGACCUCCAGGAGUCAAUGGCGAGGCCGGACCUCGUGGAGAGCCAGGUCCACGGGGACUGCAAGGUCAGCCAGGCCAGCCUGGGCCAGCAGGUCUGUCAUUGAAUGGUAAACCAGGGUUACCUGGGAAUAGAGGCCCUCCAGGGUCAAGAGGUGAACCAGGGCAGAAAGGAGGACGUGGGCUUCCUGGAGAACAGGGACUCAAAGGGGAAAAUGGCAAUGGAAAGCCAGGUCUACCAGGCCCCAGGGGGCCAAAUGGCUUUCAAGGACCUCCAGGAGCUCCAGGUGCCCCUGGGUUGGGUAAACCGGGGCUUGAUGGGCUACCUGGGCCAUCUGGGCCAAAGGGAAAUCAAGGAGCACCAGGGGACCAAGGUGUCCCGGGGGAAGCAGGUCCUCCUGGGCUACAAGGACAGCCAGGCCCACCUGGUUUGGGAAAGAAUGGGCUUGAUGGUAUUCCUGGUAAUCCUGGAUUGAUAGGCCCAAAGGGUGAGGCUGGCCUCAGAGGAGCACCUGGCUUUCCUGGACCUCCAGGUUAUGGUAAACCAGGGCUUUUAGGACAGAAAGGAGACAGAGGUCCUCCUGGAUUACAAGGAGCCCAUGGUGACAAAGGAGAACCUGGGAUGGAAGGUCUACCAGGAGAUAUGGGGCCAACUGGACAGCCAGGGCUUCCAGGACCACAAGGCCCUAUAGGUCUUCCAGGGAAACAUGGUAUGUCUGGUCUGAAGGGAGAGAUUGGCCCCCAAGGGCCUCCAGGCUUGCCAGGAUUAAGAGGAGAUCAGGGUCCCAGUGGGCUAGCAGGAAAGCCAGGCCUCCCAGGGGAUAAGGGCCCUCCGGGUCUUAAUGGUCCAAUGGGCAAAACUGGGCCUAAAGGUGAAGCAGGUCACAUUGGUUUACCAGGAAAUCCUGGUUUAAUUGGAGCAUCAGGUUCAAAGGGUGAGAAUGGGAUCCCAGGACCCCCUGGGCCACGGGGCACAUCAGGGAUUCCUGGACUUCCAGGCCCCACUGGUCAUAUGGGACCACAGGGUAUUCCAGGGUUGAAAGGUGAACAAGGUCCACCAGGGUCCCAAGGAAUAGGAAAGCCUGGAGACAAGGGGAUGCCUGGUCCACAAGGACCUCCAGGAAAACCUGGCACUCCUGGACUUAAUGGUAUGCAAGGCCCUCCAGGUCCACCUGGACCUCCUGGGCCCCCUGGCCCAUCUAACGGUGAUAUAAAGCAGUUAGCAGUUCAAGGGCCAAGUAUUGGCGGGGAAUCAGUUCCGAAGCCAAAUGGUGAGAAACCACAAUUUGGUCAGGCUGAGCUCUCGGCCUCGGUGGCCCCUGCUUUUACUGCCAUUUUGACUACACCAUUUCCACCAUCUGGUAUGCCUAUCAAAUUUGACAGGACUCUGUACAAUGGGCAAAAUGCUUACAACCCUGCCACUGGCAUCUUCACAAGCCCACUGCCUGGAGUCUACUAUUUUGCUUAUCAUGUACAUGUAAAAGGAACCAGCCUGUGGGUGGCACUGUACAAAAACAAUGUGCCAGCCACAUACACCUAUGAUGAAUACAAGAAGGGCUAUAUGGACCAGGCAUCAGGUAGUGCAGUACUCGAGCUGAAGGAGAAUGACCAGGUAUGGGUGCAGAUGCCCUCUGACCAAGCAAAUGGGCUCUACUCCACUGAGUACAUCCAUUCAUCCUUCUCAGGGUUCCUCCUGUGCCCCACAUAACGGUCCAUCCUGCAAAAUCCUUGCACAAGUGCCCUGCAGUAACAUCUAUAAUAACAGCAACUAGUUGACAGGAAAGACUUACUGAACGACAGAGAGGCCGAGUUCAAUGCAGAGGAUGGAGAAUUUAUGCUCUCUCUUUCAAAUGUCUUAUUUGAUCAUUGUUUUACUUUUAAUUGUUGUUAUUUUCUGCCUAUAUUAUAAUUUUAUUAUAACUGUUAUAUUAUUUUUGUUGAUAUUGUUAUAAUGGUGUUAUUUUAUUGAUGUUGUUGUAGUUGUUGUUGUUUAUUGGAAUCAGACUAUUAAGUACAUUGUAACCAUUUUAAGAUGUACCCAUGUGACUGCACACUUUGCCAAAUGUUCUGACUCCCUUUGAGUUUCAUCAUGUUGACACUGGGGCGGCGUGUUCCCCUGGUUGCAGUCAAAUUUGGUUGAAACAACAUUCUAUGUCCCUCGGAUACACAGCUAGGCUACUUUAUCAAUGCCACAUUUUACAUUUUAGAAUGCAGACAUUUCACACAAACAUUGUUUGUAUUCAGUAAAUACAUGUAAUUUAAAGAAUAAUCCUCAGUUCCAUAUUGUUUUUCUUAUUAAUGCUAGACCGGUGAAUCUGCUUAGUCAUUAGGGAUACAGUAUAUUUUGUUAGAUUUACUGUGUUAAAGCAGCAAUUGUGUAUUAAUCUGUCUGUUCCUGUGACAACUACAUGGAGAACAUUGUGUCUGAGAGUCUUUAAGAAGAAAAUUACUUUAUGAUUUUAAGAGUUCAUUUUUGGAUAUGUGCCAGGUUUAAAUCCAUAGUGAUCCUGAAGGCCUCAAGAGGACUGCUGUACAACAGUGCCUGUAAUAACAAAACAAAUAUGUAAUUUCUGUUACUCUAAUUCCAUACUCUUAAAAUCAAAACUUGCCAAAGCUGAUGUUCAGUGGUUAGCUUUUCAUCAAAAUCCUAGUAUAGCCUACAGUAUGUUGGUGAGUAAUGGACUACUAAUGGGUUGAGAGUAUGAAGACAGCAUCUGAUUUCUUUCAACAAAUCAAUUCUCUCAUAUUUUUCCUCAUUGCUGCUUUUACAACGGCACUCAUAUGAUCUUGACUUUUUCUUCAGUGAAGUGAAAUGUUUUGUGCCUUACUGACAAGUAACAUUUGGUAUAAAACUAAGAGACAUUUCAUGCUAUUAGCUGGAGUCUCAGCUCUGUUGCAUUUAGAAACUGUUUGUUUCCUGCAUAGAUUGACUUCUUAUUUACAUUUAACUGAUUUUUUUUACAUGCUUUUGAAAUAGACUUACACUGCCUGGAUUGUCACCGACAUGACUGACACCAGCAUGAUCGCAAUGUCACCUAACCUCUUGAAAAGUGACAAAAUAUGAUACAUUUAUGAGGCGGCUGAAUUUGGAUUCAUCAUACUUUGAUAGCAUCCCUCUGAUGGCUUUUUAAAAAAAAAAAAAAAAAAAAAAGUU